Physcomitrium patens is the source of this 1180-nucleotide messenger RNA. RefSeq lists its product as uncharacterized. Lineage: Eukaryota; Viridiplantae; Streptophyta; Bryopsida; Funariales; Funariaceae. Gene Ontology annotation, cellular component: chloroplast. The record is from RefSeq and is a predicted model, not a curated record.
UUCUGUGAGCAGCUUAGUCCCUUCCUUCAUACAUUCGACAUCUCCCUCCCUCCCCCCCUGUUCCGCUCGUUCUCGUCCUUCUGCUGCUGCUUGCGACCAGGAUCUCGAAGCAAUUAUCCCCUUGAGUUGAUGAGUGCUGCGAAUUUCGAGUUAGAGGUAGAGUGUGUGUGAUUGUUCGCAAUGGCAGCAGGUGCUUGCCAGAUGACAUCUCCUAAGGCAGCCCAGAGCUACAGGGUUGCCCUAGACCACCUGCCCGUGCGCGGUGGUUGCAGGACCGCUGUAAGUUGCGCUUCCUUGGGAGCUAGGUGUGAAGCGGUUGCCACUCUUGGCGCGAGGUUGCGCGUCACCGGAGGUCACCGGUGGCGACACAAGAGCAGUAGCAUUCCCAAAUUUUUCGUCAGUGCAGCUGUUGAGGAAGCCGUGUCUGCUAGCCAAGCCGAUUCCGGUGCGCUUGCAGAGAGUUUGUCAAUGUUCUUCAAGGCUGAAGGAUCACUGAACGAGAACGCCAUCCCAAAACUCACCAAAACACUUGAGGGAACCGAGGGUGUGAGCCAAGUGAAGGUGUAUGUCGUAGAAGGUGCUGCUACAGUUGAGUUAGUCAAGCAGACCAACAUUCAAGAAACAGGUGUUGCUUCAAGUUUGGUACAACUCAUUGAGCAGGCAGGAUUUAAGAUGCAAGCGCUAAGCUUAGGCUUUGAUGACGAAGGCGCCGAUGAUGACGAGUACAUAGACUACGACGUAUCUUCCAACACUGAAGAGGAAGCCACCACAUAGUAGGUGAUGAUCAGUUAACCUUUUUUUGUUUCUUUUUAGUGACAUUUUCUUUAGUUUUUUUUUGUAGAAAAUAAAUAUUCUUCCUCAGUUUUGAAAAAGUGGUAAAUGCGCUACUAUUAAGCUGAGAAGGAAUUCAGAGAGUAUGCAUUUUAUCUCCCUUUAGUGGUCGAAUUUAGAUUCAAGGCACCUGGUAUGCAAAGCAUCAGUGAAAAGUAUGGUUCAUUUCACACCUACAACGUGACCAUUGCACGUUAAUUGUCAAUUUGGUGAGGUUGAGAACUGCUCAUGUGGAUAGCGGAAUUAGGAUUAAGGUCGAAUGUGCAGAUUGUGACGGCUUAGCAGCAGCUCUCAUUUCAAAAUCAUUUGUCGCUAAUGUUUUUCAUUCUAUCAUUACUUUUUAAUAUUC